Molecule: messenger RNA, 669 nt
Organism: Penicillium brevicompactum
Lineage: Eukaryota; Fungi; Ascomycota; Eurotiomycetes; Eurotiales; Aspergillaceae
Exons: 1
Coding region: 1-669 (222 amino acids)
Source: RefSeq, a predicted model, not a curated record
AUGCCUCCGUCCAUGGGGUUGCCGUUGCCAUCGUUGCCCCCAGCCACUGCUCCUGGCUCAAAGACAUCCAGCGAAGAUCACAUGGACAGUGUUACGGCCGAGCGCUUUGCACUCGUGUCGCGCUUGUGGCCUGGACGACGGAGCUCUUUUGAUUGCGGGUUCACUCAUGACCUAUGGAAAGAGUUGGUCAUGCUCCGCGAAGGUGAUGUUAUCCUGGGGUCAUUGCAUGCUUCGCCGAAUGAGCCACCCCAUAUCGAGUGGGGCUUGAACGACCAUCAGCAGCAGGAGCUGAUGCGUGAAUUCGCUCCCGGCUCUUCAGGGGAGCAGUGGCGCCACAGCAGUCCAAAUCCUGCAUUUGAUUCGAGUCUGGCUUUCGACCCGGACUUUCCAUCCACGCGCUUGUUGAACCUGGGCUUGUUUACUGCUUUCAAGCAGACACACGGUCUCCUCCAUUUUUUGCACCAGCCGACAUUCGUGGCGCGGUCCGCACCGAAAUCACUCGUCUUUUCGCUAUGCCUACUUGGCUUUGUGCUCCUUGCUGCGGAUAAAACUAAGGAAUAUUUGAACAAAUAUCUACCAGUGAGCAUUGCGAAACUACCGAUGGAUUAUGUUUCAAUUGCUGAGCAUUCAUUCUGCAGAUUGCAACACAGAAAUGCUGUGCACAGCUAG